CGUCUCUCGAUGUCCACCGACGAGCAGUCUCCCGUGUCUGAGAACCCCGUCGAUGUCAGCUCGCUGAAGGAGCUGUCGAAGACCAAGCUCGUCGAGUCGCUCAAUGCGGUGAAUGGCGCGAAGACGCUUGUGCUUGAUCCUACCCUUGCUGGACCACUAGGUUUAAUCACGGAGGUGUCGUUACUGAAGCACCAUGGCGUUGACAAGAUGUUCUGGCUCGAGCCAGGUCCCCUCAACGCGACCACCACAAACAUCGUCUACCUCUGUCGUCCUCUGAUUAAAUACGUCCGCAUCAUCGCAGACCAGAUCAAGCACCACACCAAGGAAGGCCAGAAGCACCUCUACACCCUCCUCCUCGUACCACGCGCCUCCACGCUCGUGUCAAGCAUCCUCGAGGAAGAGGGCGUGCUCGGAGAUGUCAACAUCUCGUCAUACGAUCUGCAGUUCAUCCCCAUCGCGGACGAUGUGAUCUCGCUGGAGCGCGAGUCUGCGUUCAAGGAGCUUUGGGUGGACGGCGACGAAAGCAUCAUCUACGACUCCGUGCAGGCCCUAACGACCAUUCAGAAGCUCUUUGGCAGGAUACCCAGGAUAGUGGGGAAGGGCGACUAUGCGGCGAGGCUCGCUACCCUCCUCACCCGCAACAUGCCCAAAACGGCGACUUCUUCCACCCCGGAUACCCUCUUGGCGGCGUCUGACAAGAUCGACGGCAUGAUUGUGCUUGACCGUCGCGUGGAUAUGAUCACCCCGCUGCUGACCCAGCUCACAUACGAGGGGCUUAUUGACGAGGUUAUGGGAAUUAAGAACUCUCACGUCGAACUCCCCGCCUCCCUCGUCUCACCACCGCCCCCGCCCGGCCAACCCGCUGCCGGACCCUCCACCGCCCCACCGCCCCCGACCGCGACCUUAAAGAAAGAAAACAAGAAGAAAUAUCUGCUCUCCUCCGCGGAUCCGCUGUUUGGCGAACUGCGGGAUCUGAACUUCUCGUCGGUGGGGAGGAAGUUGAAUAAGGUGGCGAGGAGGCUGGAUGAGGAUAUUAAGGCCCGUCUCCAGGUGAAGACCGUCCCGCAGUUGCGCGAUUUUGUGGGCAAGCUGGGAGGGCUGCAAACUGAGCGGCAGUCGCUGCAACUGCACACCGGCGUCUCCGAGCUCAUCAUCCCUAUGACGAGGACCGAGGAGUUUAACAAGUCGCUCGAGAUUCAGCAGAACCUUCUCGCUUCGUAUGAAGUGACAUCGCAGGUCACGGCUAUCGAGGAGAUGAUUGCGCAAGGCGCGAGUCUAGAGACGGUUAUCCGGCUGCUUUGCUUGGCCAGUAUAACCAUUGGUGGCGUGAGGGCGAAGACGUUGGAGAACUUGAAGCGGGAGAUUUUACAGUCCUAUGGCUAUAAUUACCUGCCUUUGCUCCUAUCUCUGGCCGCGCCACCGCUGGCCGCUCUCGUGCCCAACCCCCUUCCCUCUAACACUCCUCCAGCCGUCGCCGCCUCUAAGCUGCCCUUCCCAGCCGUGCGCAAAUCGCUCCGCUUGCUCAUCGACGACGACCCCGCCGCGCUCGAGGAGGUCGAGAACGACAUCAGCUUCACCUACUCCGGCUACGCCCCGCUCAGCAUCCGCCUUGUCCAGUGCGUCGCGCAGAAGGGCGGCGUGCUCAGCAACCCCGCUGAGAAGGAGAAGCCCGCCGACACCGCGACUGCGAGCAGCAGCGGGGCGGGCAUGGUGCAGGCGCACCCCAUCGUCGGGUGGAAGGGCUUUGAGGACGUGCUGGAGCUGAUCCCGGGCGAGACCUUCGACAUCGCGCAGAAGCCACCGCGCGGGGGCACAGAAACGCCCGCGCCAUACAUAGGAUCGCUUCUCCCGAGGGAGCGACCGAUGACCACGGUCGUAUUUUUCCUGGGUGGCUGCACGUAUACGGAAAUCGCUGCCCUGCGGUGGGUCGGGAGACAGAACCGCGGCCGCAAGUUCCUCAUCGCGACGACGGGGAUUGUGAACGGAAACAGCGUCGUCGACAGUGUGGCGGGAGUGGGCAAGGUUUCUGGCCCGAAGGAUGCGGGGCUCUAAGAAGGUCCAGAGUGGCAUGGGAUGCAGCUCUUCGCGCGGGACGUUGCGGUCGGCAUUGGGCACCGGCAAGCACAUGAGGAGGUGUGUAAGGCGUAUAUAAACCGUGCGAACGCUGGCAGACUCCGUGGCCAUUCAUCU
Schizophyllum commune H4-8 is the source of this 2190-nucleotide messenger RNA. RefSeq names its product Sec1-like protein. The coding region runs from base 10 to 2052 and encodes 680 amino acids. Gene Ontology annotation, cellular component: CORVET complex; fungal-type vacuole. Gene Ontology annotation, biological process: intracellular protein transport; vesicle-mediated transport. The record is from RefSeq and is a predicted model, not a curated record. The transcript is spliced from 13 exons. Lineage: Eukaryota; Fungi; Basidiomycota; Agaricomycetes; Agaricales; Schizophyllaceae.